GCGGCGAGCCUCGGGCAGGGCCGCGUCACGUCGCCGCACCGCGACCCACAAUUUCGAGUGUGGAAGCAGCGUGAGUGAGUUAGUGAGUGAGUGAGUGAGUUCCAGUGAAACCCCCAGUGCCGGAGGGCCGCGGCCCGCAGUGAAGCCCCGGGGAGUUCCCUCCCGCCCAAGUUCCGCCGUCGCGGGGAAGUGCUCGCGCGAGAAAAUCGAGAGUCAAGUGAAGCAGAGUGUGGUUAGGCGGGCCCAACAGCCAGCCAGCGCGCUAGCGCCGCGCUCCGCCCGUCGUCCUGCGUGCGCCGCGCUGCGCGCCGUGCUCUGCGCGCACAGCCCCGUCCUGGGGCGUUCGGUAUAGCGCGUCCGCGCGUCGCCGUAGUCUAGUGAAGUGCGUUCCACCAAGGGAUACAGCCCAGCCCAGCUUGCCCAGCCCAUAGACGGCUGAUGUCGGGCCGCGAGGACAUGCCGGCCUGAACCAUGGGGGCCAAGGGCGCGUCCAGCCCCGCGCGGGGGCAGCAGCAGGCCGCCCCCAAGAAGAAGCCUCCGCGGAGCCCGUCGCCCGCGGCCACGUCGCCGUCGAGGUCCGCCAAGGCCAGCAGCCACAGGGCCAAGAAGGCUCCGACCGUGGUCGCCAAGAAACCGUCCCCGGGAGCCGUGGCCGCCCUCAAGAAGCCGUCCAAGUCUUCCAAGACGACGGCCACCCGGGCAGGCGCGGCCCAGGCGUCCAAGGCCGCCAAGCAGGGCGCCGCCAAGAGGAAGGAGUCCAAGUCCAAGUCUUCCAGGAAGGCGGCCCCGCCUAGUCGCGACGCCAAGUCCUCGGCGAGCCCCACCCGCCCCGCCCCGGCGAGCGCGGCCGCCGAGAGUGUGGAGAGAGACCAAAAAGCUAGCACCAAAAAGGGGGCCGGCUCGGCCACGUCCAAGCCCCCCGCCCCGAAGAAGCGAGCGCCCACCUCGGCCUCGGCCUCGGCCUCCAAGAAGGCCACCUCUAAGUCACUGCCAGAAGAGACCUCGACUGACCUCGAGUCCUCGGACUCAAAGCCAAACUCGCCGCGCCCGGCCGCGAAAAAGAACCAAACGAAAUCACUGCCUGAUAAGGCCGCCCCGCCCGAGGCGGACAAGACAGACAAGGAGGCCAAAACGAAAAGUGUCGCAAAGAAAGGCGCUGACAGUAAAAGCGCGCCCAAGAAGCCCGCCAGGGCCGAGCCCGCCAAGAGGCCCUCGCACAAGAAGGGGGCGUCGAGCCAGGCGGCCGCCAAGAAGCCCUCGUCCGCCAAGAAGGACACCAAGAAGGCCGCCGCCAAGCCGACGCCCACCGCCGCCAAGAAGGCCCGGAGCAGGGAUGGCAGCAGCAAGGCCAAGCGGAAGGCCAAGCCGGCCGAGGCGGCGGCCAAGGCGGUGCCCUCCAAGGCCGCCGACAAGGCCGCCGACAAGGAGGCCCUAGCGGCCGGCAGCUCGGAGGAGGACGCCGAGAGGAAGAAGCUGGUCGCCAAGCGCAAGCUCCCCAAGUCGCCCGCGCAGUCGCCGCCACGCGAGUCGGAGGACGGCCUGGUGCGCUCCUCGGCGCGGCACUACGUUGACCUGCUGCACGCCCCGAGUACGUCCUCCACGCUGCAGCUCGCCGCCGACGCCAACAAGGAGCGUGCCGUGGUGCUGCACAACCCAAGCUCCAAGGUGCACCACGCCGUCACCAUCAAGAAGGCCCGUUGGAACGACGCGCACGUGACCAAGGCCGCGGUGUCCGAGGGCGAGCGCCGGCGCCAGGAGAUGGCCGCGCGCAGCCUGGCCAAGGCCGCACCCACCAUCCAGGCCGCCAAGGAGAAGCUGGCGCAGUGGAAGGCCAUGGUGGAGCGCGAGGCGGCCACCACCACCACCAUCACCACCACCACGACCACCAUGACGUCCAGCGCCACCGCGCCGCGCGGCGACGACGACGACGACGACGUGCCGCUCAAGUGCCUGCGCGCCGACGGGCUGGCCGAGGAGGUCCGGGCCGCGGACUCGGCCGGGAUGCUCAGCUCCUUCAAGAUCGACGCGCACUCCUCGCUCAUGUCCCGCAUGGGCGGCAACAUGUCCUCCGUGCCGCACAAGAAGCGGCCGUACGCCGCCAAGCAGAUCGCCACCACCACCACCACGACCACCACGACCAAGGUGAUUCGCAAGGCGGCCGUGGACGAGCGCGUGCGGCCCGCCAGGGACGUCUACGAGUUCGGGCUGUCCAGCAGCGACCACGGCAUGUCCGACGCCGGCGAGACGCUCAACCGGAUGAUGUCCAGGAAGAAGAAGAAGAAGAAGUCGGAGCACAGUGACUCGGACAAGGAGCUCUCGGACGCCAAGAAGUCACCGCUGGGCAGCGGCAGCGAGUCGGACAAGCAGCGCGCGCGUCUGCUUGGCUUCUGGAACGGGCCCAAGCGGCACCGGCUCGCCUCCCUGAACGCGCAGGCCAAGGUGCGCGUCAUGUACUCGGACGAGAACGUGUCCCUCGUGUCCAAGGCCAAGCGGCUGCCCGUGCGCGCCGGCCGCUCCGCCGAGCCGGACAAGAGCAAGGAGAAGCAGCAGGCGGCCCAGAAGCGCCGCGAGAACGUCCGCGACAAGAGGAAGGCCGCCGUGAAGCAGGACAGCUCCGACGAGGACAACGCGCGCGACGAGUCGGACAGCGAGCCGCCGUCGCCGCCGUCCACGCGCGUUUUGCGCACGGGCCACGGCAUCCGCGGGGUGGGCAGGAACUGGGACGUCAACAACCUGUCCUCGUCGUCGUCCUCACCGGCGCCGUCCUCGUCCUCGUCGUCCUCCUCGUCCUCGGACGUCGACAGCGACUCGGACGCGGCGGGCACCUCCAAGAAGAAGAAGAAGCAGUCCAGCAAGCGGCACAAGCUCGCGAAGAAGAGGUCGGCGUCGAAGCCGCCGCAGCCGCUCGCACUGAAGGACAUGGUGGUGACCAAGCGCAUGGCCAGCUUGAACGCGGCGGCGAUCAUGGCCGCGAGCUACAGCGUGGAGAAACGCACCACCACGACCACCACGCGCGACGCCACCACCAUGGAGGAGAAGAACGUGACCACGACGGUGGUGGCGGCCCAACUGCCGCCGGAAGUGCGCCCCGCUACCCCCUCGCCGCCCAGCGCCGCCGUCGCCGAGGACGUGGACAAGACAAAGCAGGUGGAGGAGCUGAUUGACCUGAUCGCCACGCCCGACGGCCGGCACCACAUCAUCCUGAACCGCGACGACGUGACCAUCACGGGCGUGUACGUGCGCAACUCGACGCACUCGCUCACGCACUCCGCCACGCGCGCCGAGGGCUUCUGCUCCAUCGCCGGCCUGGAGUACCGCAUCAGCUCCACCAGCCACACCAGCACCGAGGCCACGGCCGUCACCACCGAGGUCAUCAACGUGGCGUCCACGCCCAGCAACGAGGUUCAGCGCGCGCUGGGGCCCCCCGCCAACGCGGCGCCCGGCUCCUACACGCCCUUGGUGGCACUGUCCAGCAUGCGGCCCCCGGACGGCGGCGCCGCCGGCCACCAGGGCUACAUGCUGCACCACAGCCACCACGGCUACCACGGGCCGCCGCCGCCGCACGGGCCCCCUCACGCCGGCGCCCACGACAGCGCCUUCGCCGCCCCCAUGCCGCCGCCGCCACAGCCGCCGCCGCAGCACUACCAGGAGGGCUGCCCGCCGCCCUACCCGCCCUACCCGCCGGACAGGCCGCCGCCGUACCAACACCACCAGGACGCGCUGGCCCCCGGAGGGCCUGGAGCACCCGCCCCAGGGUACCACCAAGAUCUAAAAACAGUUCCCCAGUACAGGAUAACUCAAAUUUUAUCUCUAGCCGUGUCCGAGAUUAUGGCCGCCCAAUUCCCCAAUAAAUAUGAAGUUGGCACGCCCGGGCGACGCCUUCUUGUCCUUGCAGUGGCGCGGCGUCCACCAAGCGACCGGGGGAGGGGGUACUUCUUUGGGGAAGGUUUGUUGAAGUUUGCCAAGCGGUGCACCCAGCGCGUCUGA
This is a messenger RNA of Thrips palmi, 3987 nucleotides long. RefSeq names its product nucleolar protein dao-5-like. The transcript has 4 exons. NCBI's taxonomy places the organism in Eukaryota, Metazoa, Arthropoda, Insecta, Thysanoptera, Thripidae. The coding region runs from base 472 to 3987 and encodes 1171 amino acids. The record is from RefSeq and is a predicted model, not a curated record.